UUCUUGUCGAGAAUUUGAGUUUUGGCGCCCGGUGAGAGAACAUUUUCUCCACUUGUAGCCCUAUAUCAAGAAUCUUUCCCUUCCCCCUUCUCUUCGCCAUAUUCUUUCUCCUCAACCAAAAUUCAAAUUCUCAACAAGAAGCUCACUUUAAUGGAGUCCAUAAACCAGAUCUCAAUUGAGAGCUUCUCUCAUGGCUGGCUUACCAACAUCAAUUCCCCCUUCGAUUUCGACAGCCUGGAAGACAGCCUUCGCCGUUCCUUCGAUGCGAUCGACAGCACCUCCUUCAUCGAAAUGGACCCAGAUUUCUUCUCGAUGCGCUGGAUCGACUCAACCAGUUUCGACUUCACCCUUCCAUCAAGCUCCGAGCCGUCAAAUUUGGUUCAUGCCGAUCAAAUUUUCUCCAACGGACAACUUCUCCCGUCGACUCCACUGAAAAAAAAUGAACCCCAUUUCUCUCCAGAUUCCGCUCUGAAUCGAACGUUUUCGAUCGGUUCUUCGAAGAAAUUGUUCCCUGAGAUAAACCAUUGGGAUGAAUCGAUCUCAGCAAACGCAUCUCCAACUCAUAAGAACAGGAAGACCUCCCCUGGUAAGAGAUUAAGGAAGUAUUUGAAUUUCCUGAUUCCUCUGUACAAGAAGGUUAAGAAGUUGAAGAUGAUGAUGAGUCUGAGGGCAAUUCGAAGCUGCGGCGAUUCGCUGAUAAGGUCGGUGAGGAUGAAGAAUGAAUUCUCGAGUAUGGAGCGGAAUCGUGGGGGUCGGGUGAAUAGGGUUUUUGAUUUGGAGUUUGAGUGCUCGAUUCAUGAUGCAAUUCUUCAUUGCAAGAAAUCUUUUGCAAAUUUUAGUAAGGAAGACUGAUUUGUUCUAUUAGGGGAGCUUUUCUUACAGAGUCAUUAUUGUGUACGGACACGGAUCAAGACCGCUGAAAUACAUUUUUUUUUAUUAUUGUUAGAGUGGGAUCCACUCUAAUUUUUUGCUGGCUCUAAUCCGAUACC
Phalaenopsis equestris is the source of this 989-nucleotide messenger RNA. RefSeq names its product probable membrane-associated kinase regulator 6. Lineage: Eukaryota; Viridiplantae; Streptophyta; Magnoliopsida; Asparagales; Orchidaceae. The transcript has a single exon. The record is from RefSeq and is a predicted model, not a curated record. Bases 151 to 852 code for a protein of 233 amino acids.